AUGAAUAAUAAAUUAUUCCAUUGUGAUGUUUGCAGUACUGAUUGCACUAAUAGAAUAAGAAUACAAUGCGCUAUUUGUACUGAUUAUGAUUUAUGUGUUCCUUGUUUUGCUUCUGGUUCAACAACUGGUGAUCAUAAACCAUGGCAUGAUUAUCAAAUUAUUGAACAAAAUACAUAUCCAAUAUUCGAUAGAGAUUGGGGUGCUGAUGAAGAAUUAUUAUUAAUACAAGGUUGCGAAACUUUUGGUUUAGGUAAUUGGGCUGAUAUUGCUGAUCAUAUUGGUAAUAGACUGAAAGACGAGGUUGCCAAACAUUAUUAUGAUAUAUAUUUGGGUAAAGAUUAUCCAUUACCUAUAAUGAAUAAAGAUUUUACAAGUAUAACUCCAUUACAAUUUUUAGAAGAGAGGAAACAAAGAUUAGAAAGAAGAAAGAAUAUGCCAUUACCUAUAAAAUCAAAACCCGUUGCUUCUGUUCCAUUAUGUCAUGAAAUUCAAGGUUAUAUGCCUGGUAGAUUAGAAUUUGAUCAUGAAGUAGAAAAUGAUGCUGAAAUACCUAUAAAAGAUAUGCUUUUUGAUCCUGAAGAUCUGGCAAAUGAUAUAGAAUUGAAAUUGACUAUACUUGAUAUUUAUAAUUCAAGAUUAACAACAAGAGCAGAAAGAAAGAGAACAUUAUUGUUAAACAACUUACUUGAAUAUCGCAAGAAUAUAAGUAAUGAUAAACGAAAGUCAAAAGAGGAAAAGGAUUUAUUAAAGAAAAUUAAUGCAUUUAUUCGUAUAUUAACACCAGACGAUUUUGAAUCAUUUACAAAAGAUAUUAUAAAUGAAUUAAAAUGCAGAAUAAGGAUACAACAAUUACAAAGUUGGAGAAGAAAUGGGAUAACUACAAUUGAAGAUGGUAAUAAAUUUGAAAAGGAUAAGUUGAUAAAAAGUGCACAUUAUCAAAGAAUGGGGAAUAUUAAUAGAAAUACACCAAUUAACAAAGAUAUAAAAAAGAGAAUUCUUGAUAUAACACAUUCAACAGAUUAUGAAUUAUUAUCAAAUGAAGAGAAACAAUUGUGUUCUACAUUAAGAAUAUUACCAAAACCAUACCUUGCAAUAAAGAAUCAAUUAAUAAAAGAAGCGCUCAAGAAUAAUGGUAUCCUUAAGAAGAAAGAUGCUAGACAUGUACUAAAGAUUGAUGUUAACAAAGCAAGUAAGAUAUAUGAAUUCUUUGUAACAAAUGGUUGGAUCAAACUGAUAUGA
Messenger RNA from Insectozyma verbasci, 1239 nucleotides. The record is from the annotation of a GenBank genome assembly. NCBI's taxonomy places the organism in Eukaryota, Fungi, Ascomycota, Pichiomycetes, Serinales, Debaryomycetaceae.